This is a messenger RNA of Danaus plexippus (monarch butterfly), 6949 nucleotides long. RefSeq lists its product as uncharacterized. Bases 161 to 6244 code for a protein of 2027 amino acids. The record is from RefSeq and is a predicted model, not a curated record. Gene Ontology annotation, molecular function: protein binding. Lineage: Eukaryota; Metazoa; Arthropoda; Insecta; Lepidoptera; Nymphalidae. The transcript has 19 exons. Gene Ontology annotation, cellular component: cytosol.
AUAUCGAUUCCCUCACCGGCCGCUAGGGCGCACUCACGUCUAAUCUAAAUAUGGCGGCGCGAUCAAUGAAGUUGUAGUGAGUAGUGAAGUCUAGUGUAAAAAAUUGAAAUGAUUGAAGUUUGUGUUAUAUUUGUGAGUGGUAUUAACGAUUAAAUGGGCCAUGGGAAGAGGCCAGGAUUUAUUGGACGCAGCGCGGAAGGGAGACGAGCGGAGUGUUGAGAAAAUAUUAAUUCAAAUAACUAAAAGGAGUGGUCCUUUUACAAGUUUAAGAAGAGGCGCUGGCGUCAACGUUCAGGACGACAAUGGGUACACACCGCUACACCAUGCAUGUCUUCAAGGCCACAAAGAGAUAGUAAGUCUGCUACUUAACGUGGGCGCGAAUCCAUGUGUAGUUGAUAAGAUGGGUGCGACCGCUCUCCAUCUAGCCUCGUGGAAAGGGGACGCCGAGACCGUUGCCAUGCUACUGGCUCAUAACAAUCCCAAGGUCGACGUCAACCAGCUGACUCUGGACCAAGAGACAGCGCUCAUAAUGGCCGCACAGUAUGGAUUUGUCAGCGUGGUUGCCCAACUGAUAGCCAAAGGCGCUGAUGUUUCCAUAAGGAACCUGAAGGGUGAUAGCGCUUUGGAUCUAGCAGCUCAGUAUGGCAGAUUGUCGACCGUCAAAUAUUUGAUACAAGUGGAACCAGCGUUAGUACAUCCAUACAAAUAUCCUAAUUGGAGGAAUCACAAAUUCUGCUCAACACCAUUGCACAGAGCCAGCAAGAAUGGGCACAAGGACGUGGUGCAAGUGCUUCUAAAGGCUGGAAUUGAUCCCAAUAUACGGACUAAUUCUGGUACACCGCUGCACGAAGCGGCUUGUUUUGGCAAGGCGGCCGUAGUCGAAGUGCUUCUUAGGGCCGGAGCGGAUCUUAAAGCUACUGACAGUAGAGAUAAGACGGUCGAGGAUCUAUUAGCUGAUUACUCCGAAGAAGUCACGAGACAAGUCAGAUGGGCUAUACAGGUACACAAAAAUAAAGGAAGGAAUUACGAGAGUGAAGACGACGUGCCACCGUUUCCGGUGGACUACAGCCCUACCAGCUACCACGCUCCCAGUCCGAUGAAACACCCAGAGUUCCAGAAAGCAAAUAAUCUAAGUGAUAGCGUAAUAACACCAUCUUCUUCCUUUCUCACUAAAAAUCCACCCCAAAGUUUCGUUAAAAAGCUUGCCUCGAAAUGCUUGGGUCUGAAAGCGAAAUUUAACUCUGCUCCUAACAUUUCUAAUCCGGGAUUGGAGUCUAACGUCGAUGGGAAGUCAAAACAUUCCGAAACAAAGAAUAGCGCGACCGCAUUGCAUAUAGGGAAUAGUAAAUUUUUUAAAAUUUUGUCGAAAAAGGAGGAAUCUGGUGACAUAGAUUGUACAGAUGAGUUUGAUACUAUAUCGCUAGAUAGAUUAGGUACAUUAAAUAGAGAUUCUACAGUAAAUAGAAGCAAUAGAAGUUGUCCGGGUUUUAAGACUUCUCUGCCUAAUAUAUCCGAAAAUAAUGAAUUAGAUGAUUCCCACGAGUCGCUAACCGAUAAUGUGGUUAAUUAUAAGUCGGACUGUGAUUACAAUAAGAAUAAUGUACAAUUAACGGAGGCCAUAAAUUACGAUAGCAAGUAUAAAGUUUUUGAACCAAGGACCAAUAGUUACAGGAAAUCAACAAACUCAAAUGUGUCCUUAGAAUCUGCAAUUUUAGUUAACGAAUGUUAUGAAUCAUACGAAUUUUCUCCUAAAAGUUCAACCGAAUCGGUGUCGAAGGUAGAGAAUAAAACAAUUCCAAAACCGCCUCCAAGAACGGCUGUGUUAUCUCCAGUAGAUAACGAAGACGCAAUUUACGAAAAUAUAAAACCAGCUAAAAGUAUGAAUCGACCCACACCGGCAGCUAGGACUCACAUAACUCCCCAAAGCGAUUUAGAUAAAAGGUCUUUGUAUGAGAAUGUUUCGCUGAAGCCCGAAAGGAAGGCUCCGGAACCACCGAAAAGAUCUUUCAUACCUGCAAACAUACCUUCAGAUACAGCGAGCAGUGUCAACAGAUCUAAUAGUGUCAGUAGCUCGUCUACGUCCUCCACUGAUUCUAUGAUAGACGAAUCCAAUCUAGAAGACAUUUUGUUAUCAGAAAAAUCUAAAUCCUUUAGACACGGUAAGAAAAUAUUAGUCCGCAGGGAAUCAAGCAAAGCUAGCAUAAAUAGGACACAAUCUAACGCGUCUGACUUUUCAGAUGUAACUGAAAUUAGUGCUCUUGAGAAUGUUGAUUGUAGCGGUGAUGAUAAAUCAAUUUAUCUGUCAAUGACAGGAACGUUGCCCAACCAGAGAACGGAAAAGACCAAAAAGAAAGUUCUUUUUAGGCAUAAAACAUUCACUAACAUAGAAGUAGAUAGAAAUUCGAUAAUAUCCCAGAAUUUAACGAAACGAAAUCCAUCAUUUGUCAAAGAAACGCUACCAAACUAUCACAUACGUGGUACCGGUCACUGCAUAUAUAAAGCUCCAACCGUCGAAGAAUUUAUAUAUAUUUUUAAUCGAGACACUCUUUAUAGUGACGUAGAGCCAUUUACUAAAUUACCAAACGAUAAGCGGGAAAGUUACUUCGAGACAGCUAUAUGUUUUUGUAAACCACAACCUCCGAAGCAUCAUAGCAGUGCGGAAGAUUUGUUAGACAUUCCAGGCAUUGAAAAAGAUGAUGAUAAGGUUUUCAUUGACACGGAGUCGCUUAGAAAUAAUGCAGAAUAUGUAUCGUCGUCAUUCCGAUGCUUUUGCGAUUCUGGAAAUUGCUCUUUGCACGCCAAUAGAGGAGAGAGACUGAAAAGAGAGUUCAUUGUAAAAUUUUCAGCCAUCAAAAAGAGCUUGUCCACCCCCGAUAUAACUUUAGACAUUUCUCCUUCUUCGACAACACCAAAACGUACCUUGGUUAAAAAUAAAUCUGUGCCAUCAAAUUUGGAAGAUCCCUACGCUGUUGUUAAUAUUCAAGACGUCUUAAAAGAUAAAAAUGUUCAUACAGAUAGUCCCUCGUAUCUACCAAUGUCUGGCUAUUCUUCCAUGUCAUCUACAGACAGACCCUAUUCCAUUAAAGAUAUAUCCGAAGUAAUUUCUUUAGGCACAAAUUCCUUAUCGACUGACACCAACAAUUCUUUCACUGAUGCUACCUCUAUUCGUAAAUCUUCAUCAUCAGAAAAUUCUGGUCACUGGUCUCUGCAUACAUGCAAUUCGAACGUAACAGUAGUAUCGGACGCCUCUUUUAAAACGUGCUUCGAGGAAUCGUCCGAGGAAUCGGACGGUACUUUGCAUUCAGACGAGGAUACUUCAGACGCGGAGACUAUAAAAUCGGAUGUCAGUACUACGAAACGGCCCUGGGUUGAGAGCGGUUCAUUCAGAUUCGAUAGGCAUUCCGAUGACGUCAUUAAAGAGGAAGAUUCCGUAAAGUCCUCCAAAUUUGAGAGCGGUAUUAGCGUGUCUGGUUCCUCGUCUGAUUGUGAAGCCGAUAGCGCUUGUGUGCUUGCUUCGCUUGAGCGGAUCGGGGUGGGGGGUGUUCGCAGUGGGGUGCGGCGGAGGUGGGAGGAGGGGGAGGGGGGCAGCGAAAAUGACGCUCUCAGCGUAUCCAGCGCUGCAUCCAGCUGUGCACCCCAUGUGUUACAUCAUGAAUACAACAAGGUGUCGCCCACCCCUCCCAAGAAGCCUCCCCGAAGGAACUUGUCAGUGUCCCCUACUCACGUUAACUCCCCAUCAUCUGGAUACAGCUAUGAAUUGAGGGCUCAUGCGAGGAGUCAGGACGAUUUGGACGAAAUACAGGGUUCUAAACAUUAUCUUAAACACGGUAGAUCUGUCGAUCAGUACGUCGACAGCAAACUAUCCUAUUCAGAGUACGACGCAAACAAUUCCCCGAGAGCCAUACCAGUACCGAAUCCUAGGACCAGCAUCAAGAACCGCACUCAGCCCGUCGCUAUAACUGCCAUGUAUGAAAAUGUCGUCAUAAAAGAACAGAAUCCGAGGAGAAAGUUACGGAGGAAUACUUUCGGACCGCAAUACGAGAAUUGCGAAUUAAGAAUGACUGAUAAAAGGGUUAGAAAAUAUUCAAACCAAGAGAGAUCUUCCAUGGAGAGUCUGUUAGAUGACCAGUCCAUGGUCAGUCCGAGCGAUUGUGAGCGGUAUUGUGAGGGCGUUAAACGUGAUAUCCCCAUGUCCCCGACCCAUUACCAGCAACCCCCCACUCCCGACCACCCCCCGCCAUCGGCUAAGCAGGCGGAGAAUAGCAUUCACGAGAGAAUACGUCCUUUAAGUCAGGAGUACAAGCGGCGGUCUAUGCUCCGUGACAGUCAAACAGAGACUGAGUCUUGUUUGUUGCGCGUGUCGUCCGCGGUGUCCGUGGCUAGUGGCGCCACUGAUCGCAGCACAGACUAUGUAGAGGAAUUCGUAUGCGACGUGCCGUUCGCUGGCCUGUUCAAGGGCUCGACUACUACCCUCGACGGCAUCGGACUACGACCUAUGCCAGCCGAGCGACCGAAGACCUUGAGGAAACUAAAGUCUGUAUACGACUCGUCACCAACCGACACGUCGAAUGUAACCUCAAACACAACCAGCAAUGGACAGGGAAUUGAGGGUAGUAACGGCCUGGAGGAUGAAGUCAGGAAGAGAAGCAACACCACGAGCUCCACGCACAGCGGAGACAAAUCACUGUCUAUACUUAGCCCGUUUGAUGAACAGGAGGAAUGGGCGAAGAUAUCAGAAAUCAUGGCCUCGUUCGGCAGCAAGCUGGUGCGCGAAUCGGUCUUUGUGUCGGAACUGGAACAGGAGUUCACUUCGCGAUUGGGUUUGAGCUGCUCCGAGUCAAGUCUGAGUCCUUCCAUGGCCUCGACCUUAGGACUCUGGCUAUCAGGACUUGGCAUGCACGAUUACGAACCUCUAUUUGUUGAAAGCGGCUACGACGACAUCGAUUUCAUUAACGGCAUUAUCAACGACAACGAUUUAAGAGAAAUGGGCAUAGACGAGAACGACAGACACAAAAUAUUAGAAACAUCAAAACAAUUACCUCUUAAAAUAAAAGAUAUAAGCAAUAAUUAUAACAAUAAUAGUAUAUGUAAAAAACAGAACGAUUCGGUUGACGAAUGGCUGAGGAACAUUAGUCUGGAACAAUACAGCGAAACGUUCAGGAAACAUUUGUACGUUGAUAUGGACAGGGUUAAGAGGAUCUGGGAGGUUGAGUUGACGGCUGUUCUGGAGAUAAAUAAGAGUGGACAUAGGAAGAGGAUUCUCUGCUCUGUAUCCGGUGAACAGAACGGCCCCGUCAGCAACAUUGACGAUAUUAAUGCUGAUCUCAACAAUCUGAAAAAUAAUAUAAACCAAUUAAAAGAGGACAUAAAAGAAAAGUUACCGCCGUCAGAAAACUUGAAGCCCGUGCCGCCACCCGUGGUUCCUAGUCUAGCGCCACCUGGAGGAGAAACGUUGAAACGAAGCAAAAAGAACAGGCCGGCCCCACAACCACCAAGACCCUCGGAUCUUGAGAUCAGGGCGCCCUCGGAACUUAUGGUGGGGGUCCCAGGAGCUCUGAAGACGCAGUGGAAACAUCAGCCAUUCGUGUUAGUGACUGGAGCUGUCACAUACGUCGCUAAUUACCUUGGAUCGACUGUGGUUAAGGAGUUACGUGGAACUGAAUCCACAAAGAAGUCCAUACAGAAGCUGAAGAAGUCUACCAAAGAACCGAGGGAUUCCCCUGAUAUUAUUCUCUCGAUAAGCUAUCGGGGUGUCAAGUUCCUUAACACCAUCACGAGGGAGUUGGUAUGUUCCCAUGAGAUACGGAACAUCCACUGCGCUUGUCAGGAUGCUGAUGAUUUGACGCACUUUGCUUACAUCACCAAAGACCACUCCACGAAGAGUCACUACUGCCACGUGUUCAGGGUUGCUACAAUGGAUCAAGCGACAGAAGUUAUUCUAACUUUAGGGGAGGCUUUCGAGGUGGCUUAUCAAAUGGCUUUAAGGGAACAGGCGAAUAGGGUCAAACCGACGGUCACAGCCAAAACUCCUACCCACGAUCCAAUGACCACCACCAAUAAAGAGAAACCUAACGUCAGCCAUGGAAGAUCACACUCCAUAACUGAAAUAAAAUUGAACGGCCAUCAAUUGAAGGUCGCUCCUAUACCAGCGUCCUUGUCAAACGAAGACUUCCAAGCCAAAGAAGCUUCUAGAAGUCAGAAGACGUCACUCAAAGCGCCGAUAGCUUCCACAGAAGAAUUGUGAAAUAACCUUGUUGCUGUUGUUAUCGACUUUAGUUAUAUCGUUUAUAAGUCAAUGCUGGUUUUUAUGUUCAUUAUAACAAACUUAUAACAUGCGGCCUAGUUUCUCGGCUGAAAAAUCUUGAUUUGUCUUCCGAUACAGUGACGUUUCGAUCACAAUGAAAUUAUAAGGCUUAGUACUCAUUCACAUCUCGAAUAAAAUAUAAUUAGGAUGAACCAAUAAAUAUAUAUAAAUAAGUAUAUGGGUGUUUUAUUGUUGUAACGUAGCGAUUAUAUUUGUAACUGAUUUUGGACAAAACAUUUUUUGGAGCGUAAUGUUAUUUUAAUAAUUUUUGUACAAUAUAUAGAUAAUUCAUGUUUUCUUUUUACUAUUGAAUAGUAAAAAAUCGGACGGCUGUUAUAUUUAUAUUAGAAGUUAUUGUAUAUUUGUUUGAUAUUAAAUCAUUUUUUUUAGGUUUUUUCUUCAGUAUUUUUGUACGUACGGUCUGGGUUUGUUGGGAGGUCGUGUGUUGGCCUGGCGUUGCCGAUAUUAUAAGGAUAUUUAAAAAGGAAUAUAUCUUAUUAUUUUAGCGAAUACAUAUCAUACCAUUGUUAAAUUACGAGCACUAUGUCUACGACGGAUGUUACGAGUAGUGUAUAGAAGUUUAAAUUCAUAUUAUUGUCUUGUAAAUGACGAAAUAUUAAAAAAAAAAAUUUGAAAAAAAAAAAA